This is a messenger RNA of Stylonychia lemnae, 7587 nucleotides long. The record is from the annotation of a GenBank genome assembly. Lineage: Eukaryota; Ciliophora; Spirotrichea; Sporadotrichida; Oxytrichidae.
AUGCAUAAAAAUCUUUCCAAGCAGUCAGCUGCUUAACAACAACCAUCCGUGGUUUACGAAAAAACCAUUUAAUUUUCAUAAGCCCAAGCCAUAGUGUGGCAAAUCAAAUUCAUUCUCAACCAAAUUACUAGCAAAAAGUUGAUGAGUUCCGCUUCCAAUGAACUUGAAAAUCUAUCUAAGCAGUUUGGCAAAGAGUUCGACAAAUAUUUGCUCAGAGAGCUAAUCGAGCAAAUUGAUUUAAAAGAUCCAGUGAAAGCUCAAAUGGACCGCAAUGAUCAAUUCAAAGUGCAAUUGCUCAACUAAGAGUUAGCUAGAUGUUAACAGAAGCAUGAAUUUCUGCAGUACUUCAGCGAGAUAGUCCAACAUAUUUUCAAUGACCGCCCUGCUCUGAAGAUUUUAAAGCAAAAACUCGCUGAUUACUAUAGCUAUGGCAAGCCUGAGCCACUUCCAGAAUAUGCGGUUCACAGACUCGUAUACCUUUUAUCUAUUAAUCCUGAACUCAACUAAGAUGAUGGUUUAAGAGAUAUCUAAUAGUAUAUUAAAGAUAGCAAUAACUUGAAGAAUACUUCUCAUGUAUCAUUAAGGUCUGCGCUCUAACAAGAUAUAAUCUACUCAAAUACUAGUCAAGAGGAUCCCUCAAUUUCACUAAUAAAGGAUGGAAAUGGUUUAGAUAACCUAGACAAAGCUUUUAGGAUACUUGAGCCUUGGUAAAUAUUGGUUGAUAUUGGCCAUUACUGCACAUACAACUACAAUUAUUUGCUGAAAGUAUUAGAAGACUUUAAAGAUAUAAAUGAGAUGAAAAUGGCAAGAACUCUCCUAUAUUUAGCAUAAAAUCACACUGGUCUUGAAGAUCAACAAACUAGAAUUGUUUAUAGCACCUUUGAAGCCUGUAAAAAAGGGGAUUCUACAAGCCUCAACAAAGAACCCAAAGACCAAAAGACUCAAAUGACAUGGAGUGUAGACAAUCUUGCUAGAGCUUUCAGAGAGUUGUAUUCAAACUUGAACUGGCAAAAGGUUUUUGAAGCACUCACAGAAAUUUAAAAUGAAGUAACUCUAGACUUCAAAGCUUUCCAAGUGUUUAUUUAGCUUUUCAACAAAUCAAAGCCUCAAAACGUCCAGUAUCCACUAAACAUAAUUCUAAAUGCAAAUUAUCUGUGGGCUGAUCCAGAACUUCACCUAAGCUUUAUUGAGAAUACAAUAUAAAUGUAUACAGAGAAGAAAGAAAAGUCAAUUAACUUCUAAAAGCUUGAGAGAAGAUAGGAAAUGAUCGAAGAACUUGCUUCAAUUAAAGAGAGAGUACCACUCGAGCACAUCAAUGUUUGGCUGUCAAUAGAUCUCGUUGAGAUUCUUAUUUAACUCUCAGAUUCACAUUCAUUUACCAAAGUUAGAAGCCUCUUCGACUAUCCUAUGAAGAAUUUGCCUGAAUAUCUACUUCUUACUCUUAGUCACUGCAAACCAAAGCAUGGAAAUCUAAUGAUAGAUGAGUUACUUUCAUUGCUUUUACCAUAAUUCCUAGGAAAUCAUGUUAACUCAAUUCCAGUACUACAAAAUUUAUGGAAAAAUAAUCAAGCUUUGAUUAUCAGAGGUAUUUGUGAGUUAUGCAGACAUGACUAAAGAAUAAUGAACUUAUCCAGAGUACUUGACAUUACUUAAGAAGUUAAAGAGAGUCUGAUGCCUAUUGUUAAUUGUGAUGACUAUUACUUCGCUGUAAAUCUUGGAAUUCUAGCUGGUAAAAGAGACUUCCUUCACUACGAUCAAUGGCUAUCUGAAAGAAUAAAGAAUAUUGGAACACCUUUUAUCAAAGCUCUCCUUAAGUAUAUGAAAGAACAUAUUGUUUAGCCAAUUGCUGAGUAUGUCAAAGCCAGAACAGUGGCAGGGUAAGCCUUUGAUAUGAAUUCUGAUGCCUUUGAGCAAUAAAAGCAACAAAUAUUGGAUAGAUCUCAUCUUAGCAAGGAGAAGCUAUGUAUAACUAUUGAGCACUUAAGCAGCAUGUAAAAUAGGUAAAACCCUAAAAUCAUCAGAUAAACUAUUGAACAAAUCAGUGAUCUAGUCUCUCAAAUAAAUGAAUACUAUCCUAACCAGUUCUAAUCGAACAUAAAUUCCGAAGAGAUAGAUAAUGCUGCAAAUGAAUAUUUCUAGAGAGUUUUUUCAGCAGAUCCUCCCCAGGUAGAUCAGAGAAUAAUCGAGUUAAUAGAGACAAUGAGAAGAUUCAAAGAAUCUGAGGUGAAGAGAGAAUAAGAAAUCUAUGCUUGCAUGCUUCACUCUUUAUUCGAUGAGUACAGAUUCCUUCACAGAUAUCCUCAACAAUUCCUAGAGAAAAUAGCCAAGUUAUUUGGAGCAAUUGUAAGACACAGAAUCAUUGAUGGAACUCUCUAAGAUAUCGCUUUGAAAUUUGCUUUUGAAGCAUUUAGAAGAGAAGGAAAGCGUCAAAAGUUUGGAAUUAUCACAAUCAGAUAAUUCUUUGAUAUGCUACCCUAAUUCCCUCAAUUCUUUGAUGAGAUUUAUGAAAACAGACAUAACAUAGAGAGAACUGAUCCAGAAAUGAUAAGAGAUAUCGAGGAACUCUACCAUAGAACUAGAGCAAAUGUUUAAACUUAAAGCAAUAUAAGUACAAAUGCAAACUCAGCCAUUCAUUCUGAUAGAUCCUCUCAAAGUGAGGAGUAAAAAUGGAUCUAAGACCAUGCUAAUAACAGAGGUGCAGAGGAAUCAAAGAUUCAAGCUGCUUAAAGCAAAGAGGAUUCAAAGAAACAACCUAAUGCUAACUAAUUGCAAUAGCAACCUUCUGAGAAAAAGCCAGAUUUGAUUUCAAAUAUGCCUGCUUUAGACUCUGAACAGUUUGUUGAAAAAAUUCAAACUUCAGGGAAUCAAAGGAUAAACUAGGCAUCAUAAAGUGCUAAUAACCAGAAUAAUCAAUAGAAUGCCUUGACCUAGAGUGCCGCACAGCAGAAAUAAAACUCGGCACCUAACAAGAACGCUUAGACCAACAGCGGAGCUAAUAAUGCUUAAGUUACUGAUAAUAGUUUACAAAGAUCUGUUGCUAAUUAACAUCAAGAUUUCGUACCUUCUUAUAAAGCAAAAUAAUAAACACAAAUGAUGCAACCAACAGCCACGAAAUCUCAACCAGUACCUGAAAAUACUAACCUAAACAUCUAAUCAGCUGCCUUCAAGCGUGUGACUCCUAACUAAGCUAAUCUAAAUCAACAGUAACCAACUCCAUAGCUGACCCCAUAGCCUGGGCUAAUUCAACCAACCACCUCGAACCCUUUAAACUAACAGCUAUCCCAUGUGAAUAUAAUUAACAGUCAAGUUUUCAGACCCAUGAACAUGAGGAGCCCAGCCCCUCAAAUCCAGGUCAACGAGUCUGUGAUUCUAAUGUAACAAUAACUAGGAGAAAAAAUCUAAAAAGCGCUUAAAGAGAACGCUAAGAUCAGACUGGAGGAUAUUUUGGAGGAUACCAACAUGACGACUCCAGCUCCGGAUAUUUAAGAAUCCAUUAAAUUUAUAUGUAAUAAUACUGGAAAAAACAAUUUUGCCUAAAAACUAGAAGAAUUAAAAACCUCGAUUGCUUAAAGUCCUGUCGUUAACUUAAACUGGUUUAUUUAAUAUAUCCUUAUCAGAAGAAUAUCUCAGAGUAGUAACUUGUAUCAUCUGUACAUUGAGAUGAUCAAGCAACUCAACUCUAAAGAAUCAAUCCCGACCACAAUCUCGUAGGCUGUUGAAAUAUUCAAAAAAUGCAUGCUUAUUGAUGAAGAACUUUUGAUGAGAAUAGUUCAAAGACCUUCAAGUUAGGGAAGUCUUAUUAAAUAAUAUCUUGUUAACCUUGGUCAGUUUAUCGGUAGUCUCACUGUGGCUAGUAAUAGACCAAUCUAUGCCAAGGAACUAGAUAUUAAGAAGCUUCUAGUGGAAGCUUUUCAGUCAGAAAAACUCAAAUAUGUGAUUGCAUUUGUUUGCAGAAUAUUCAAAGAGACUUCAAAGUCAACAAUUUUUAAGCCUCAAAAUCCUUGGAUCAAAGCUAACCUUGAAAUACUCAGAGAGAUCUACGAUCUUUCCUAUCAGAGUAAUAUGGAUGGCUCUAAGAAUGAGAUCUAUCUAGAGAUCGACUCAGUCUGCAAAUCAAUGGGGCUGAAUAGUAUCAAUGAUGUUAAAGAGACAGGUUUCUUAAGAGCCUUGAUUACUAGAUAGUAUCAAUCUCAGUCUUAGCAAGUAGAAGUCAGUCAUUUGAUGACUAAGUCUUCAUUGAUACCCCCUCCACCAGCUCACAUUUUAUAAUAGCAAUAGUAAUAGUAGCAGAUGCAAUAGCAGUAAUAGCAGCAGUAGCAGUAGCAAUAACAGCAGCAAUAACAACUAGCCAUGAGAAGUCAAAUAUCCCCAUCACCAAAUCAAUUCCAAAUAACAGGAGGUUUAUUCCCUAGUAGAACACAAACUCCGAGCAAUGAUACAGGGCUAAAUCAACAGCAGUAAGAAGAGUUGUCAAUGAGAGUCACAGUCUCACCAUAAUUCAUUCAGAGCUUUAGAUGGCUAGGCUAAGAAACAGAGUAGAUAUUGAGAACUUUAGUAGCGAAAGCUGUUGAUCUCUCGAUUAUCGACAUCUUGCCUCCAGUUGUUGAUAGAUCUGUCACUAUUGCACUUAUUACGACUAGAGAAUUAGUACUCAAGGAUUUCGCAUAUGAUGGAGACUAUACUAAGAUUUAGAAGGCAGCUGACCUUAUAGUAUAAAACCUUGCUGGGUCUUUGGCUUUGGUUACUUGCAGAGAGCCAUUAAAGAUGUCCCUUACUACUAAUUUAAAGAAAUCAAUUUAAUAGCUCCUCACUGAACACAACUACGAUGAUGAAGAGCUAUUCAAUGAAGGAUUGAUCCAGGAAUUUGCUCAAACUGCCAGUAAAGAGAACUUAGACCUGGGAUGCAAAUUGAUCAGAAAGUCAGUUGUAUCUAAGGCUUUCGCUAAGGUUAGAGAAGAUCCCUAGAUUAAGAGAGCUGUUGAGAAUAGAAAGAGUGCCAUUACAAAUAAUGUCUAAUUCUAGAUUGAUGACGGAGUAACACAGCAAUUCCAAAGUCUACCUCCUCAAUUACAACCCUUACCAAAUGGACUUACUGAUUCUUAGUUCCAAGUAUAUGAAGAUUUUGCCAGACUUAACUCAAGCUAGAGAAGAGCUCUUGAAUAAGCUCAAGAAGCUAUGAAAUUGGCCUAAAUAACUUAGAUUCAAGAGUCUAGUGUUAGCGAUAUUGAAACUAUCUUCAGAUAAUUAGAAUAGCAGUGUCAUCUCGACAAUGUCCUUAGAUUCCAAAUCACUCAAAAAUUGACUCAGCUAUCAACAGAUUAAGAUCAAUAGGAAACCAAAAAGAUAUUGCAAUUCACAUCUAAAUGGCUUGGGAAUAUUUGCGAUAAAUUUGUCAAGACUAAUGAUCUCGAUUUAGUAAUAGGGCCACUUGAAGCACUUAACUUAAUCAUUGUUUGCUUUAAGGCUGAAGAUCUUCAGAAGAAGUUGACUAAAUUCUUCUUAGAGUCAAAUGAAGAUUAUCCAAAUCACAUCAACUUGACAAUCUUAUUGAUGAAGCACAGCAUCCUCUCUAUGAGUGAAUGGGAUUCACACAUUUCACAGUAUCUUAAAGACUGCAUUCAGUUUGCCUCAUCACAAGUCUUUGUGACUUUUAUCCUAAACUUCAUCACAAAAUCUAUCAUACAAGAAUAGAUCUUCGCCUACACUCAAUUCCCUAAUAUCAUUUCAGUUAUUGAGAAAAUUUCAGAGACUCCUCAGUACGGCAUAGCAUUUGCUACCAUAAUUGAGGACCUAAGAUCCAAGUUUGCUUGGAAUAAAGAGACAUUGAAGAAGUACUUCCAUCACUGGGCUAUCAUAUCUUUCGAGGAGAACAAUUCUAAACAAGAAUAAGAAGUCAACAAGUUCUUCAAUAACCUUUCCUAGAUCGGACUCUACAAAGAUGCAGAUAUAAUGUACAAUUUCUGCAAGGUAAUGGUCGAAGUGAGUAUUGAAAGAGCUUUAUAUACAGCUACAGGCUAAAAGAGACCAAGUGAUAGGCUAGACUAUAGAUAUAUUGAGAGUUUCCUCAAGCUAAUGGUGGUCCUUCUAAGGACUGCUGACAUUAACAAACAUGAAUUCAUGUCCAAGCUAUUUGAGGCCAUUCAAGAAGUUCUAGAUGAGGAUCACAAGUACAAGAGAGCCGAAUUCAACCAGAAGCCAUAUUAUAGACUUUUGAUCAACAUUUUAAUUGCUGUGAAUUAUUCCCAGUUUGUUAACAAAAAGACUCACUUGCUCAUUCUUUUCAGUCUUGCAGAUCUAUUCAGCAAGUUGAAUCCUAACAAGUACCCAGCAUUUGCCUUCGCUUGGUUGGAACUUAUAUCUCACAAAUAGUUUAUGCCACACUUCUUGUCCCUGAAUAAGUAACUCUAAGAGUACGGAAAUUUUGUCAAUUAGCUUAUUCAGAACUCAGGACAGAAUCAACCUAACAGACAAGGCAUACCAGGUGGUUAAGGCCAAAAUAUGAAUGGUUCAUAAUAACUUGCAGAUAACACUUUCUAUCAGAAAUGGUUCAAGUUUAAGGAACUUAUUGUCAAUUUGUUCACAUUCCUAAAGAAUAACAUGAUACCAGGUCAGCCAUUGUCAGACCCCUUAGUCAAGUUCUAUGAAGCAACUCUUAGAGUAGUGCUUGUCAUCAGACAUGAUUUCCCUGAAUUCUUAUGCGAUUUCUACUUCAAUUUCGUGAACAGUCUUCCAGAGCACUGCAUCUAACUCAGAAACAUUAUCCUAUCUGCUAAUCCAAAAGAUAUCACCUUCCACAAUCCUUUCAGUAGAUACCUCAAAGUUGAUUAGAUUCCAGAAAUCAACCAGAAGCCAAGGAUGCUUUAUCAAAGCUUUGAGAAUUCAAAUGGGGCCAUUCAUGAUAAUGGAGAGAGUAGCUUUAACGAUCACUAGAUUUAUCUCGGGUUAAUGAACCUAAGAGAAGAUCUCGAGAAGUACUUCAGGACUAGAAACCCAGUGUUGAUCUAAGUGAUAUGCGACAAGAUGAUGUAAUCAGAGGAAAUCAUCAAUGGAAGAAGAAAGAUCAAUAGCAACAUCAUCAAUGCAGUUGUGCUUUUCAUCGGUAACUACGCUAUCUCUAAGAAGUCAAAUGAGUUCAGAGAAAAAGAGUGCUAUGAGCUCUACAAGAAGAUCAUUACUGAACUAAAUAGUGAGACCAGAAUGUGCUUCUUAAACUGUCUGAUCAAUGAGCUCAGAUACAUCAACAGUCAAACCUACUUCUACUCUUGGAUAGUCCUGUACCUCUUCCCUGACAUUGAUGAACGCAUUCAGGAACAGAUAACAAGAAUCCUCAUUGAGAGACUCCAAGUCCAUGAGCCCUACCCAUGGGGACUCUGCAUAACAUUCAGAGAACUCCUUUAGAACCCAAAGUAUAACUUCGCCAAGAAGAGCUUUGUGGUUUAGAACAUGCCGAUGUUUGAGUUACUAUUCCAGACCAGACUGUAGCAGUUACUACCCUACUGGCAGAGCAGAAGAGUCAACGAUCAACAACUUGACUAGCAGCAGCAGCUUCAGUAGGUAACUAGUGGAGGUAACAUGAAUCAGUAGUGA